Messenger RNA from Hippopotamus amphibius kiboko, 5056 nucleotides. RefSeq names its product xanthine dehydrogenase (gene XDH). The transcript has 38 exons. NCBI's taxonomy places the organism in Eukaryota, Metazoa, Chordata, Mammalia, Artiodactyla, Hippopotamidae. Bases 663 to 4508 code for a protein of 1281 amino acids. The record is from RefSeq and is a predicted model, not a curated record. Gene Ontology annotation, molecular function: 2 iron, 2 sulfur cluster binding; molybdopterin cofactor binding; xanthine dehydrogenase activity.
GCUGCUUAAGCUGAAGUCUCCUGGGAUGGGCAAAAGAAAGAAAGUGCUUUGGGAAAAAAGAUUGGAUUGUAGUCAGAUGCUUGUCAUGCUGUUUGUGUCCUCAUGGUGCCUAUAUUGUUGUAAAAGUGAACACGAGUUUGGGAAAUGAGACAUAAUUCUUAUGCUGCUGUUUAUUCCAUUGCGCUAACAUUUUGCCAGCUCCCAGGAUCCCCCAGGAUUAGCCACAAUGGCCAGCACAGGCUCUCCAGGGAGCUGUGCAGAGGGAAAUCUCCAGGCAAAAAACACUGCAUUAUUGCAGUUUUCCCCUCAAAUACUCAAUGAGCUGGCUGACCACUCGGCUUCAGAAUGGGUUAACGCUGACAUCAAAAGCAGACUUAUGCCAGUGGGGGUGGAGUCAAGUGCCCAGGAAGCGGGGCAAUCGCUCACACUUUCUGGAGGUUUAGCUUCUUCCUGAGCUGUGCUCCCAGAUCUCCUUCAGCUGAGUGUAUACUAAGCUGACUCUUGAUUCAAGAAGAAAGCAGGAAAAAAAAAAGAAGAAACAGAGAGUGGUGGAGAAAGAUGCAGAUCCAGAAACAACCCUUUUGGCCUACCUGAGAAGAAAGUUGGGGCUGAAAGGGACCAAGCUGGGCUGUGGAGAAGGGGGCUGCGGAGCUUGCACGGUGAUGCUUUCCAAGUAUGAUCGUCUCCAGGACAAGAUCGUUCACUUUUCUGCCAAUGCCUGCCUGGCCCCCAUCUGCUCCUUGCACCAUGUUGCUGUGACGACUGUGGAAGGAAUCGGAAGCACCAAGACGAGGCUGCAUCCUGUGCAGGAGAGAAUCGCCAAAAGUCAUGGCUCCCAGUGCGGGUUCUGCACCCCCGGCAUCGUCAUGAGCAUGUACACGCUGCUUCGGAACCAGCCCGAGCCCACUGUUGAGGAGAUUGAGGAUGCCUUCCAAGGAAACCUGUGCCGUUGUACAGGCUACAGACCCAUCCUCCAGGGCUUCCGGACCUUCGCUAAGGAUGGUGGAUGCUGUGGAGGAAAUGGGAACAACCCAAACUGCUGCAUGAACCAGGAGAAAGACCACAAGCAGGUCACUCUCUCGCCAUCUUUAUUCAACCCAGAGGAGUUCAUGCCCCUGGAUCCCACCCAGGAACCCAUCUUUCCCCCAGAGUUGCUGAGGCUGAAAGACAUUCCGCAGAAGCAGCUGCAUUUUGAAGGGGAGCGUGUGACCUGGAUACAGGCCUCAACCCUGAAAGAGCUGCUGGACCUCAAAGCGCAGCACCCCGAGGCCAAGCUGGUGGUGGGGAACACGGAGAUUGGCAUUGAGAUGAAGUUUAAGAAUCAGCUGUUUCCUGUGAUCAUUUGCCCAGCUUGGAUCCCUGAGCUGAAUUCAGUGGAGCACGGACCAGAGGGUAUCUCCUUUGGAGCCGCUUGCCCCCUGAGCUCUGUGGAAAAGACCCUGCUCGAUGCCGUCGCUAAGCUUCCCACCCAGAAAACGGAGGUGUUCAGAGGCGUCCUGGAGCAGCUGCGCUGGUUUGCUGGGAAGCAGGUCAAGUCUGUGGCAUCCAUUGGAGGGAACAUCAUCACAGCCAGCCCCAUCUCCGACCUCAACCCUGUGUUCAUGGCCAGCGGGACCAAGCUGACCAUCGUGUCCAGAGGCACCAGAAGAACAGUUCCGAUGGACCACACCUUCUUCCCCAGCUACAGAAAGACCCUGCUAGGUCCAGAGGAGAUACUGCUCUCCGUUGAGAUCCCCUACAGCAGGAAGGGUGAGUUUUUCUCAGCAUUCAAGCAGGCCUCCCGGAGAGAAGAUGACAUAGCCAAGGUGACCUGUGGCAUGAGGGUCCUGUUCCAGCCAGGAACCCUGCGGGUCAAGGAGCUGGCCCUCUGCUAUGGCGGAAUGGCAGACAGAACCAUCUCAGCCCUGAAGACCACGCAGAAGCAGCUGUCGACGUUCUGGAAUGAGAAGCUGCUGCAGGACGUGUGUGCAGGCCUGGCAGAGGAGCUGUCCUUGUCUCCAGAUGCACCGGGUGGCAUGACUGAGUUCCGGCGCACCCUCACCCUCAGCUUCUUCUUCAAGUUCUACCUGACGGUGUUGCACAAGCUGGGCAAAGAGGAUUCAGAAGAUAAGUGUGGUAAACUGGACCCCACCUAUUCCAGCGCCACCUUACUCUUUCGCAAAGACCCUCCGACCAACACCCAGCUCUUCCAAGAGGUGCCCAAGGGUCAGUCUGAGGAGGACACGGUGGGCCGGCCCCUGCCCCACCUGGCUGCAGCCCUGCAGGCUUCUGGGGAGGCUGUGUACUGUGAUGACAUCCCUCGCUAUGAGAAUGAGCUGUUCCUCCGGCUGGUCACCAGCACCAGGGCACACGCCAAGAUCAAGUCCAUUGAUAUUUCAGAAGCUCAGAAGGUACCAGGAUUUGUUUGCUUUCUCUCUGCUGAUGAUAUUCCUGGCAGUAACGAAACUGGGCUUUUUAAUGAUGAGACAGUCUUUGCCAAGGAUAAGGUGACUUGUGUUGGGCACGUUGUUGGUGCAGUGGUCGCCGAUACCCCAGAACAUGCACAGAGAGCUGCCCAUGGGGUGAAAGUCACCUAUGAAGAUCUUCCAGCCAUUAUCACGAUUGAGGAUGCUAUAAAAAACAAUUCCUUUUAUGGAUCUGAGCUGAAGAUUGAGAAAGGAGACCUCAAGAAGGGGUUUUCAGAAGCAGAUAAUGUUGUUUCAGGUGAGUUGUACAUCGGUGGCCAAGAGCACUUCUACCUGGAGACUCACUGUGCCAUUGCUGUUCCAAAAGGCGAGGCAGGGGAGAUGGAGCUCUUUGUAUCCACACAGAACACCAUGAAUACCCAGUCCUUUGUUGCAAAAAUGUUGGGGGUUCCAGUAAACCGGAUUUUGGUCCGAGUGAAGAGAAUGGGAGGAGGCUUUGGAGGGAAGGAGACCCGGAGCACCGUGAUAACUGUGCCUGUGGCCCUGGCUGCAUACAAGACUGGCUGCCCUGUGCGCUGCAUGCUGGAUCGUGAUGAGGACAUGCUGAUAACUGGCGGCAGACACCCCUUCUUGGCCAGAUACAAGGUUGGCUUCAUGAAGACGGGGAAGAUUGUGGCUCUGGAGGUGGACCACUACAGCAAUGCUGGGAACAGCCAGGACCUUUCUCACGGUAUAAUGGAACGAGCUCUCUUCCACAUGGACAACAGCUAUAAAAUCCCCAACGUCCGGGGCACUGGGCGGCUGUGCAAGACCAACCUGCCCUCGAACACGGCCUUCCGGGGCUUUGGGGGCCCUCAGGCCUUGUUCAUUGCCGAGUACUGGAUGAGUGAAGUCGCGGUGACCUGUGGGCUACCUGCAGAGGAAGUGCGGAGGAAGAACCUGUACAAAGAAGGGGACCUGACACACUUCAACCAGAGGCUUGAGGGGUUCAACUUGCCCAGGUGCUGGGAUGAAUGCCUGAAGAGCUCUCAGUACCACUCUCGGAAGAGUGAGGUUGACACGUUCAACAAGGAGAAUUGUUGGAAAAAGAGAGGAUUGUGCAUAAUUCCCACCAAAUUUGGAAUAAGCUUCACAGUUCCUUUUCUGAAUCAGGCAGGAGCCUUGAUCCAUGUGUACACAGAUGGCUCUGUGCUGGUGAACCACGGGGGCACGGAGAUGGGCCAAGGCCUUCAUACCAAGAUGGUCCAGGUGGCCAGCAGAGCUCUGAAGAUCCCCACCUCUAAGAUCUACAUCAGUGAGACAAGCACUAACACUGUGCCCAACUCCUCUCCCACGGCUGCCUCUGUCAGCACCGACAUCUACGGACAGGCUGUCUAUGAAGCCUGCCAGACCAUCCUGAAAAGGUUGGAACCCUUUAAGAGAAAGAAUCCCAGUGGCUCCUGGGAAGACUGGGUCAUGGCUGCCUACCGGGGUACAGUGAGCUUGUCUGCGACUGGGUUUUACAGGAUGCCUAACCUCGGCUACAGCUUUGAGACAAACUCAGGGAAUGCCUUCCACUACUUCACCUAUGGGGUGGCUUGCUCUGAAGUGGAAAUUGACUGCUUAACAGGAGAUCAUAAGAACCUCCGCACAGACAUCGUCAUGGAUGUUGGGUCCAGUCUGAACCCUGCCAUUGACAUUGGACAGGUGGAAGGGGCAUUUGUCCAGGGCCUGGGCCUCUUCACCCUGGAGGAGCUGCACUACUCCCCCGAGGGGAGCCUGCACACCCGCGGCCCCAGCACCUACAAGAUCCCUGCCUUUGGCAGCAUCCCCACUGAGUUCAGAGUGUCCCUGCUCCGUGACUGCCCCAACAAGAAGGCCAUCUAUGCAUCGAAGGCUGUCGGGGAGCCGCCCCUCUUCCUGGGCGCCUCCAUCUUCUUUGCCAUCAAGGAUGCCAUCCGCGCAGCUCGAGCUCAGCACGCAGAUAAUAACACAAAGGAGCUUUUCCGGCUAGACAGCCCAGCCACCCCGGAGAAGAUCCGCAAUGCCUGCGUGGACAAGUUCACCACUCUGUGUGUCACUGAUGAACCUGAAAACUGUAAACCCUGGUCUCUGAGGGUCUGAAGAAAAAGCCCCAUCAUAGUCUUCUUAUCCCUCUGGGGAUUCCAUGGAAGACGGAAUUUGCCCUGCAGACCAUGAAUCUAUAAAAGUUGCAGGAUGACAACGGUGUGAUUCAUCAGGACGGUGUUUGGAACAACAGUGAAUGCGUUGGAAGAUUUUGAUCAAAAAUAUGAUUUAUAAACACAGGAUAAGCAAAUUCAGAACUGUUAGGCCCAAGUGGCUAAUAGGCAGUUAGUAUCAUUUCAUGUCGGUUUUAAUCAUGUCUUUGAAAUAGGUUUAGGAAGUGUUUGUGCUAUGUCCAAGCUCACUGCACAGCCUGUAUAACCUCAAGUGUUGACAGGGUCUGUCCUUCAAAGAGGAUUGCCAUAAGCCUCCAGAAGCUUAAACCAAAGUUGCUCUAAAUCGGUGUCUUCCUCAGAAAGCCUUUCCUUCGAAUCAAUGAACAUCCCGUUAUAACCUCAGAUCUACACUCAGAUUUGAAAGGGGACAGUGGGGUGAGAGUCAAACCUCUAAUCACUUCAUUGGAGAGAAUAAAGAAUGAAACAAAUUCA